UGAAGAGACCCAUGCAUUAUCUCUCCAGCAGUCCCGAGGCAGGAAACCCAGGGGUUAUACUCAGUGAACACAGACGUACUGGUGUUGACCCAUACAGCUGGUGGGAUGGGAAGGGAGCUGUUUCUGAAGGGAGCUGUUCGGUCACUGACUGUCAGCAGAGCUAGGUGUCUUCUCCAGAAUCGUCACUCCAGCAUCUACAGCAAGCCACCAAAAAACAAGAUUGGACCUGGGCAAAGUUUCUUUAUUUUGUCUGUGUUUGCUGUUGCACUCCUGGCUCCUGCCGGCUGGAUUCUGCAUCACAUCCCAGAGUAUCGCAAGAGACCACAACCUCCAAAUUCUUGAAGAAAGCCCAUCUCUCCGGUCAACUUACCUGAUGUUGUGUACUACAGACAGACAUGGCUGCUUCUAGGUCAUUAUUCACCUGCAACUGACUUCAUAAACCUAUUAAAAUAUACAUUUUAGUAUUGAUAAUAAUGUCCUAUUGUGGAGAAACAGAAGAGGCUCUGUUUGAAUGUAAUUGGAUGGUGUUUAAUGCCUUAGGACCGUUGCCCUUAAUGCCACUGUAAGCGAAAUCUUCUGUGGACUUUAAUACAGUUAGUGACUGCACUUUUUCUUUUAAUAAAACGUCACUUUAUACCAACUGUUUUUGUUGUUAACUCACAGUUUCCCUAUGUGAUUUUGUUUGCAUU
Messenger RNA from Paramisgurnus dabryanus, 689 nucleotides. RefSeq names its product cytochrome c oxidase subunit 8A, mitochondrial. Gene Ontology annotation, cellular component: respiratory chain complex IV; mitochondrion. Gene Ontology annotation, biological process: mitochondrial electron transport, cytochrome c to oxygen. NCBI's taxonomy places the organism in Eukaryota, Metazoa, Chordata, Actinopteri, Cypriniformes, Cobitidae. The record is from RefSeq and is a predicted model, not a curated record.